Vollenhovia emeryi is the source of this 2356-nucleotide messenger RNA. Its product is annotated as 3-oxoacyl-[acyl-carrier-protein] synthase, mitochondrial. The record is from RefSeq and is a predicted model, not a curated record. The transcript is spliced from 3 exons. Lineage: Eukaryota; Metazoa; Arthropoda; Insecta; Hymenoptera; Formicidae. Gene Ontology annotation, molecular function: 3-oxoacyl-[acyl-carrier-protein] synthase activity. Gene Ontology annotation, biological process: fatty acid biosynthetic process. The coding region runs from base 280 to 1608 and encodes 442 amino acids.
UUUUCUCUCCGUAGAUUCUGAACGUGGGAUAAGAAAUCUUGCAAAAAUUAUCGUCGGUAAGGCAGGGCGCCUGUAAUAUCUUUACUCGCCUCUUCGUUUUGGUAAACAGGUGCAACGUGACAUAACCUCAACGUGGCUGCUCUCACGGUGCGCGGCCAGUAAAGGACUUUUUUGUGCCCCGACGAUCAUGACGGGCCGAUUAUUGACGGAACGCAGCUUGAGUUGAUCGUCGGGAAGCGCCUGCGGGAGGCGUCGCACUCGGGAUUCUCGAAAAUCGCGAUGUCCAUUCCGCUUUUGCACGUCAGCCGGCGGUCGUUGGUGACCGCGGCGAGGUCCAAGCGGCGCGUCGUCGUGACCGGGAUAGGGACCGUGUGCCCGCUGGGAGUCGGGACGCGCAACGCCUGGGAGGCCCUCGUCGACUCCAAGUGCGGAAUCACGCGGCUCGCCCAGCCGGACUACGACAAGCUACCGUGUAAAGUGGCCGCAUUGGUGCCGAAAGGAGACUCUCCUCACGAGCUCAAUGUCGACUUCCACUUUACAAAGAGCGAGCUACGCACGGUGUGCCCUGCCACCGCGUACGCGCUGAUAGCCUCGGAGGAGGCGCUCGCAGACGCGAGGUGGAAGCCGACCGACGAGGCCGAUAAGCGCGACACCGGGGUCUCGGUGGGGAUCGGCAUGAUAGACCUGGUGGACGUGUGCAUGACGUACGAGGCUCUGAAGAAGGGCUACAGCAAGGUCAGUCCGUUCUUCGUGCCGAGGAUACUGCCGAAUAUGGCCGCCGGUCAGAUCAGCAUCAAGUACGGCUUCCGCGGGCCCAAUCACUCGGUGUCGACCGCGUGCGCGACGGGCGCGCACGCUAUUGGCGACGCGUUCCGCUUCAUUCGCGGUGGCGAGACGAGCGUAAUGGUGUGCGGCGGUGCGGAGGCGUGCAUCAGUCCCCUGGCCAUAGCCGCGUUCUGCCGGCUGCGCGCGCUGAGCACGUCGAAGAACGACAUGCCGCGGGAAGCGUCGCGGCCCUUCGACCACGACCGCGACGGCUUCGUCAUGGGCGAGGGCGCCGCGAUACUGGUCCUGGAGGAGCUGAGCCACGCGCUCGCCCGGGACGCGCCGAUUUACGCGGAGGUGCUGGGCUACGGCCUGUCCGGCGACGCGUCGCAUAUAACUGCGCCCAGCGAGGACGGCAUCGGCGCGCUGCUAGCGAUGGACCGGACGCUGAAGGACGCCGGCAUCGAGACCUCGGAGGUGACGCACGUGAACGCGCACGCCACGUCCACGCCGUUGGGCGACGCGAUCGAGGUGCGGGCGAUCGAGUCGCUGAUGGGCGGGCACAGUAAAAAUGUGACGGUGACGAGCACGAAGGGGGCGCACGGUCAUCUGCUGGGUGCCGCCGGUAAUCUGGAGGCCGCCUUCACGAUCCUGGCGAUCAAGGAGGGCGUCAUACCGCCUACGUUGAACCUGCACAACUUGGACAUGGAGACGUGUUUGAGGUUUGCGCCACAUACGAAAGUAAGGUGGGACGCGACGACGACGCGUCGAACGGCACUAAAAAACGCGUUCGGCUUCGGCGGGACGAACGCGUGCCUGUGCUUCGCGCAAUACGUCGACUAGGCUUGACAAGGAUCUCUUGCUGUAUUCUAUUUCUUUGGCGAGAGAAUAUCGUAAUCGCUCUUUGAAAUGCCUGCGAAAGGACUUCAAUAAUGAAAAGGUGGAGAACGAAAGUUAUUACUUAAGAAGAUGGAAGAGAGUGUUUUAUAAUACAAUCUUAUAUCGCAUCUUCUCAUAGUCUGACAAAAAUAAAGUGUGUGUCCCCAUAAAGAUGCAAAUCCAUGUCUAGAAGGAAAAAGAAAAAAGUCAACCGGGUUUGGAGUUACGAUAAACGUAAACGCAACACUGAUAAAAAUUAAUUACUAGUCAUUCCUCGAAACGCACAUUGACUAAAGUGAAGAAGUAUUCACAAAAGAACACGUAGAAGAGGUAAUGAUGCUCCCGCAUGUACAUAUGUAUAGAAGUAAGCCAAGAGAAGCAACUUCGGUGACGAAGUUUACAUAACUAAUUACCAGUUAGCGGCUUAAAUAUUUUUAAUAACUUUUAUGCAACAUACAAUAUAUGUGUACGAGAUUUACGACAAUAAUUUUUUUUGUAGAAUAUUUUUACAGUGCGUGUAAUGGAAGUUACACAAAGAGGAUAUACAUCGGAAUAAUAAAAUAUAUGUAUAUAUAUUAUAAUGGAAUGCAACAUUGAUUUUAAUAUCAAGUUUCCGACAAUAUUACAUCGCGUCUCUGCUUAUUACUACGUCGACACGAGCCGUAGUCGUAUCGUCCGUAAACAAUCUCGAAAAUAAAAAUUUUCAAGAAAA